This is a messenger RNA of Athalia rosae (coleseed sawfly), 2513 nucleotides long. RefSeq names its product protein ANTAGONIST OF LIKE HETEROCHROMATIN PROTEIN 1-like. Bases 1158 to 1793 code for a protein of 211 amino acids. The record is from RefSeq and is a predicted model, not a curated record. The transcript is spliced from 2 exons. NCBI's taxonomy places the organism in Eukaryota, Metazoa, Arthropoda, Insecta, Hymenoptera, Athaliidae.
CAUGACGAAAGCGCCAUAAAAUUGGCUGGCAAUUAUAUUUACUGGCAAGUAAAUCGGACAACCUUCUGCUGUCGCCGGCCGCCUCGAUUGCCGGCAAUGAGCGCUCGCCUUCUCAAGUCCUCUACGGGCCGCGCUCCGCGAUCGCUCUACGGGUAGACCGCGGUAGCAGACGACUCAACGAUCACGGCGAGCCUUCAUUGCGGCUCGUCGCUAGCGACCGAACUGCUCCGAGUCAGCCCAAAGCACGUGGCCACUAGGAGAUCCACAAUCAAACACACUUGUGCCCCGUCUUCAGCACUUCAAGCACAACCGUGUGGGAACUCAACUGCACACGGCAUUCAUAUCGCGAUUUAGACAUCGAUAACUAUCGAAAGUUGCGAGUCGGUAGUCAUACCUCCACUUGCAGCUCUGUUCAUACAUAUUAUUUUUGAAAGUAAACAAUAGCGAGCCACGCGGAGGGAAAAUAAUAACUCGAAAAUGGAUAACGAACUGCAGUUUAUCCGGAUAGUUUACACAGUCCUCCAUACAUACAAUACCUGGGUGAAGUACAGUGAUAAUCAUCGGCAGAAAUUUCAAGAGGAAAAACUUAUGCUGCUAAAAAGACAACAGAUGUGUCGAGCCCUCUUAACACUUUUAUUGAAGCGUCGCAGACGUAGGGCAGUCUUCAAAUCGUGUUGGAUUGAGCGUGAAUUAUAUCUAGACAACCACGGAAAAUUUUGAGAAUUAUGUGUCCCUGGCUACACAGGUAAAAACGCACUAUUAACUCUGGAGCAGGUUAUCAGCUCGAUUGUUGACCCCUCUCUGAGCUGAUAACUGGGUCCAGAAUUAAUAUUAUGAACUGAGAAGAAUCUUUCCAAAGAUUUCUUUAUCAUUAAAUUUGUCAUUCUCACAGAUCAGCACUUCCAAAAAAAAUUCCGACUCUCUAGAACAACGUUCCGAUACUUGUGUGACGAAUUAACUCCUGUUGUAUUAACUGUUUUGAAAGGAAACAUUGAUUACUGGAGCGUUGCUGAUUUAUUCGGAAUUGGGAAAAGUACUGUUGGACAUUUGCUUCACCAAUUCUGCGAUGCAGUACUGGAUAGGUUUCAUCAAGGGUUGGUUAGAUUUCCAACUACAGAAAAAGAAAGAAUUGCAGUGUCAGAAGGCUUCAUGCUGAAAUGGCAGUUUCCGGAUUGUUUUGGGGCUAUGGAUGGGACGCACAUUCCAAUUCUUGCACCACCGGAAUCGACAGAAGACUACCUCAAUUGUAUGCUAAUGUUGGAGCUCCAGGGCGCUGUACCGACGCAUCCAUUUUUCGCAGAAGCAGAUUAUUCACACAGUUCUCGGGUGCUCAAAAUGAGCAGCCUCAAUUGAAGACUAACUUACACAUCAUAUCAGAUGCAGCAUUCCCUCUUUUACCGUGGAUAAUGAAACCCUUCCCCAUUACAAUUGAUAUGGCUUUGGCACAAAGAAUUUUCAACUACAGGCUGAGUAGUGCUCGAAUGACUGUGGAGAAUUCGUUUGGCCGUUUGAAAGGACCCUGGAGGAUUAUUUUGAAAAGGGCAGACCUGACGCUUGAUAACAUGAAGAAGGUCGUCAAAACUUGUCUAAUUCUUCAUAAUCUUUGUGAAAAAGCGGGUGACAUUUUUUAUCCAAAGUGGACUGCAAAAGGGCAAUACCUCGAAGAAAAAUAUGGUAAAAUUCCUAGUGUGCCCAUCCCAGACAGACGAGCACCAGUAAUCGCCAAAAUCAAACAAGAUAUGCUAGCUGAAAGACUCAUGAACGAUGGUGUGUCUAUCGAUAGUUUAGACUGAAUGGCCAGCUCAAAUGAAUGAAUGAAUUAUCUGUGAGUUGUAAUAAAAUAUGUAUUGUAUUUAAAAAAAUGUGAUUCGUUCAACAAUGUAUUUAUAUUUAUAAUAAAAUCAACUUAUAUUAACUCAGACUUUCUUUUUCUUUAUUUUAGGUAUCACAACUUUAGUGUAGUUCAGUUCUGUUUGGCAUAUUAAACUAUGCUGUAAUAAAAUAUAGUAUCUUUUCAUAAAAAUGUAACUUAUAAGAAAUUAGAAUUUCAGUUCGGUUAACCUACACCUGUUGAGGCUGCCUUUCACUGACUAGGUGUUGUGUGGGACUUAUGAUAUGUUCAAUCUGUAGGUAUUUUUUACUCUUUUUUACAUAUCAAAAUAUUGCUUGAUUUAAUGCGUUGGGAAAAGUGAAUAGGUGAUGUACCUGUUGGCUUCGUAGAGAUGUUUGAUUCUGAGUAUUCAGAUUUAUUGAUAUUAACAUAUGGUUGCUCCACACGUUCGUACGAUAUAAUACGUGGUUUCCUAUCCUUCUCAGAUAUCUUUGGAAUUUUAGAAUUUAUUUCAGACUGAAUAAACUGGUAAACUGGAUCAGUGCUUGUCUCUUCCUCUUCAGCUGUUUGUGCUUGGUGAGAGGGUAAUAAGUAAUCCGUAUCGUUAAAAUAUUCGAGGUAAGACUCACAUUCUUCCUGUUCAUCUACGUAUGAUGCUACAGCUAGGGGUGAGUCCAUGGCA